AGACGUGCGCCGUGCUGAGGACAUCCUGUUUCAAUUUUGCCACGAUGCUGACGAGACUGCUUCUGCUUUAUUGUCUUACAGGUCAUGUGUUUUCCAAAGAACCGCCUGAUAUGGACUGUUUGGUGGUGCAUCUGAAAUAUGUCCACUGUUCCUGGAAUAAGCAGGGGACUCCCCAGGUCAAUUACACCUUCUAUGGCUGGUUUCAAAAUGACAAGGCAAAGGAGUGCCCCAGCUAUCUGUCAGAGAAGAACAUAACCACGGGAUGUAACCAACCAUAUGAGAAUCCACUCAACAGGUUCAGCACAUUUCACACCAAACUUGAACACGGCAACACCAGUUUUCGGAGGGAGUAUAAUCUUAAAGAAAAAGUCAAGUUAAAUCCACCAACCAACCUGACUGUCCAGAAUAGAUCUGACUCAAAUCUGUGGCUCAGCUGGACCCAGAUUUCACCUAAUUGUGUGGAUAGUGAAGUCCGCUACAGGAUCAACAACAGGAAUUGGGCAACUUCUCGUCCUGGUCCUGGGACGCAAAAUUACUGCAUCAACUUGCCUUCCCACAAUUCCCUGUAUGAGCUGCAAGUGCGGAGCAAAAUAACUUUCGCCUGUGGAGACUCUGACUUCUGGAGUGACUGGAGUGAACCCGUGUUCUGGGGAUCCAACAACAGCACGGCCCCUAACCCAGUGAAGAGUUCAACAUCUGUGUGGACUCCAGUGCUGUACGUGGUGGGUGCCUUUAUCCUGAUCCUGCUGGUCAUGAUGUUACUGCACCACGAGAGAAUCAGAAUCAUCUUCAUCCCUGUGGUUCCCAAACCAUCCGCAAAGCUUCACAACCCCGAGGAUUGGUUUCAGUUCCCCAAAGGCCUGAAAGAAAGCUUUAACUACAAUGAGCGUCCCUGUCCUGUUCGUGAGUACUGCCAUGUCCCCCAGACUGACAGCGAGAGCUCCGACUGCUCCACCUGCUCUGCCACCACUGACCAAACCAACUGCUCCGUCCUUAUCCCUGGGACUGAAUCCGACCUGACCACCCCCUGCUCCUCCUCCACCUCCACCGUUACAGUCUAGUGUGCGGAGGAGAAACAGUUUCUGUUUAGAGGCAUCUCAGUCAGGGUUACGUUUCCCAAAACUUUACAAUCCACACUGUCUUUCACUGACACAUAUCCAUACAUGGCUGCAACAAUCAGAAAAAUUAGGAUAAAACUAAAUCUGUUUGAUGCAUGUAACCCUUGAACAACUGGAGUAACAUCAGUUUUCUUGUGAUGCCUUUCACCAGCAUUUAGACCUCUGGAACUAAUUGGCCUGAUUUCUUAAAAAAAAAAAAAAAACAAAAAAAAACAAAACAGGAAAACAUAAUGAGCAACUUAACCAGAAAUGUCCAAAAAAAUGCAAAGAAAAAUUGAAAAAGGAGACAAGAAUUAUUGGAAAUUGUUAGCUAGUACCAAAAAACGGGUAACUACUGUAUUUAUAACUCUUGUAAUUGAAUUAAAAAUUAUGCAACAGGGGGGAAAAAAGUAUAUACAUAUACAUUAUCUGCAUGUCAGCACUUUUUUGCAUGUCAUUGUCUCGUAAUUUUUUUUGUAAUUUUUUUUUGGCCAUUCCUUCUUAAGUUGCUUGUGCCCUAUUCUCAUGUUUUUGAAAGAAAGCAAGUCAAUAUUCUCAGGUAUCAAAGGGUUUAAAGCAAUUUAUUCAAUUAAAUUUCUUAAUGGUAAAGAAUGCCAACAACCUGAUGCAGCAGUUAUAGGUUAAAAAAAAAGCUUCUUUUUUUUUUUUUUUUACGCUAAUAAAAAUGUUAAAAUAAUUUUAUCAGUGCCAUUCGGUUCAAAGCCACUCUUGAAAAUACACUUUAAGGUAUAAAUAUAUACAAAGUAAUUGUCAACCACUUUGAGGCACCAGUGUUUACUGUAGCAGUUUCUUUGUGGUCUGUAUAUUUGACUGUAAUAGAGCACAUUGAAGUUCCACUCACGUCAGAGAAGAGACAUAAAACUUCCACUUCCUCUCAUCCCUUCCGAUCUCUGAAUUGUGACUGUAAAUUUAAACAAUUAGAAGUCCUUUAAAAAAAAAAGGAAGCACCCACGUAUCAGUUCGUUACUGUUCAGAAAUCCAGCUUCACUUUGUUGAUAAACAAGAAUGUAACGUCAGCAGGAGUAAAAAGAAGGAAAAGCCACACUAAAGUUACUAAAUCAGAAUCUAUAUCAGCAAAGCAGGACUUCACUCCUCUGGAUACUUCCAGUAUGACCAAAUUGUAAAAUCACUGUCUUCUUCAUUUUUGCUUCAGUUUGUCACUUUUUUUUUUAAAUCUGCAAUUCAGAAAUGUUAUUCUUCUGCCUAAAUUCAGCAAAGCGGUAUUGUUUUAAUGUGUAUUGAUGUACGUGUACAUUUUUCAUAAAUUUAAAGGAAUAUCAUGCAGGAAUCGUUGGUCAGUAUCGGCAGCGAAAGUGACAGCCAGCCCCAUAUUAUGUUUUGUCAUAUUUGCAGGGACCUUUUUCUUCUCCUUUUUUUAUCUACGCACUGUGUCCAUGAUUUCCUUUGCUCCCUCUUGCUGCUUACGAGCUGACACCUGGUCGCUAUCUCCCAACCUGACUUGCAGACUACACUCAGGAAUACCCGAACACAGCAAAAUAAGAAGAAAUAGGGAAAAUACAGGCAAAGUUCAGAGUCACUGCAGAUAAAUACACCGCCACAUAUUUCUAGUGGGUCAUAAAUGAUGACUGAUGAUAUAUGAUGAUGAUAAAUGAUAGAUAGAUAGAUAGAUAGAUAGAUAGAUAAACAAACAAAGAGAGUCAAAUCAGAUCUUCAGCAUUGGAUUAGGUUAUUAGCUGUUAUUUUAGCAGACUGAUCAUUAUAAAAAGUCUCAGUAUCUGUAUCAGAGUCAGCAAUUCUGACUCUUUAUUACUUGAUAUCUGAAUGUAACCAAAUUUGUUGCUAUUGCCAACUCCUUGUAACCCGGUGACAUGGCUGCAUGUCGUAGGCCUAAUAUAACAAUUUUCAACCCAGGCUGAUAUUUUUGUAUUAUAUGCCUUUAAUUUUUUAAUGGUCAUCUAUCUUAAUAUCUUUGAAUGUACUUUUUCAAUAUGAUUGGAUGUUUUUGUAACCUACUAUGUAUCUUUUAUACAUACAGUAUCUGUUAUGACCUGUUCUUGAUCAAUAAAUAUUUAGAUUUUCAUGUAAA
Plectropomus leopardus (leopard coralgrouper) is the source of this 3165-nucleotide messenger RNA. Its product is annotated as cytokine receptor common subunit gamma-like. Gene Ontology annotation, cellular component: external side of plasma membrane. Gene Ontology annotation, molecular function: cytokine receptor activity; protein binding. NCBI's taxonomy places the organism in Eukaryota, Metazoa, Chordata, Actinopteri, Perciformes, Serranidae. Gene Ontology annotation, biological process: cytokine-mediated signaling pathway. The record is from RefSeq and is a predicted model, not a curated record.